This is a messenger RNA of Asparagus officinalis (garden asparagus), 621 nucleotides long. RefSeq lists its product as uncharacterized. The transcript is spliced from 3 exons. The record is from RefSeq and is a predicted model, not a curated record. Gene Ontology annotation, molecular function: oxidoreductase activity, acting on the CH-CH group of donors; flavin adenine dinucleotide binding. Bases 80 to 319 code for a protein of 79 amino acids. Lineage: Eukaryota; Viridiplantae; Streptophyta; Magnoliopsida; Asparagales; Asparagaceae.
CUGGUACAAGUGAAUCCUGUAUUGGUUAUUUGCCUUGUGGUAUAGUGCAUUCGAGAUCUGACAUGGAAGUAAAGCUUCUAUGGCUAGCAAAGGGCUCAAAGAGGAAUAUGGAGGCCUUGGUCCUGAUUACUUGUAUCACUGUAUAGCAAUGGAAGAAAUAAGUCGUGCUUCUGGAUCUGUUUGCAUUAAUCAAUUUGGUUGCAGUCCUUGGAUUUUUAGGGACUUUGAGGUUAGUGGGAGAACUCAUCUGUUGAAAGGAAAUAAUCAAAGAACUGAUGGAAAGACUACCACACAUGAAAGAGCUUAUGAAUAUGUUUAGUGGCCCUGAUAGAGUGACUGCAAAGCAACAAAUGCAGGAGUUAGACAGAGUCGCAAAAACUCUACCAGAGAAUAUACCUUCAUCUGUGAAGAGGUUCACUGAUCGUGCCGUUCUUUCACUUUAAGUUUUCUUUUUUUCAACUUAGUUUAGUUUCCUGUAAAUCUUAUAAUGUGUCAUUCUCUGAAAUGGAAAACAAUGAAUAUGGCAAACUGGAAUAUUUAAACAGGUCUUUGAGUGUUGAUUUGGAAAUGGAAAUGAAUGUAAUUAUUUUGCAAUGGGAGCAAAUUCUUUGUUUAUCAUAA